AUGAUAGGCCAAGAAGACGGGGUGAUAUGGCGGUCGCUUCGUGCCCGGGGCCUCUGCUACACUCCGCACGACGACAAGAAGGAACGACUCGUUUGCUUAUCGAUCUGCGGUGUCGAUGAUCCGGCCACCGUGGUUCGGGCCACCAAUGCCGCCCUGGGCUACGCCUCACUCGAUGUCCAUCACGCAACACUGAUCAGUCAAUUGACGAGCGGCAACCCGUCACCGCCGCUUGAUCCUGGUGCCGUAUGCAGGGAGGUGUUGAAGGGCCGAGAUUGUGACAUGGUCAAGGCGGCCGAGGAGUUAGUCGGCAGAAUAUUGAAAAGCUCCUGGCACGUCGCCGGCCCGGAAACAAUCGUGAUUCAAGCGGAGCCGUUUCUCACGAAGCGCGCGAAGAAAGCCGACGCAAAACCCGGACCUGAGCAGUCCGAGGCG
Molecule: messenger RNA, 432 nt
Organism: Mesorhabditis spiculigera
Lineage: Eukaryota; Metazoa; Nematoda; Chromadorea; Rhabditida; Rhabditidae
Source: the annotation of a GenBank genome assembly